Messenger RNA from Paecilomyces variotii, 1665 nucleotides. RefSeq names its product alkaline-phosphatase-like protein. NCBI's taxonomy places the organism in Eukaryota, Fungi, Ascomycota, Eurotiomycetes, Eurotiales, Thermoascaceae. The coding region runs from base 1 to 1665 and encodes 554 amino acids. The record is from RefSeq and is a predicted model, not a curated record. Gene Ontology annotation, molecular function: arylsulfatase activity. The transcript is spliced from 2 exons.
AUGACGAAUGACAACAACGCAGCGCCUAAACGGCCCAAUCUCCUCGUUAUCGUUGCAGAUGACCUAGGAUGGUCUGACGUGGGUGCUUUUGGAGGGGAGAUAAACACACCUAACCUCGACAGAUUAGCCAAAGGAGGAGUCAGAUUGACGGGAUUCCAUACGGCAUCGAUGUGCUCUCCCACACGAGCAAUGCUCCUCAGUGGCACUGAUAAUCACAUCGCUGGUCUGGGCCAAAUGGAGUUCUGGGGAGGUCCUUCUGCACCUUGGAAGAAGCGACCUGGAUACGAAGGUUACCUCAAUGAACGAGUAGCUGCCCUUCCUGAGAUCCUCCAGGAUGCUGGAUACUACACCACCAUGGCUGGAAAAUGGCAUCUGGGACUCACGGAAGAUCGGACACCACAUGCUCGAGGAUUCGACCGUUCCUUUGCUCUGUUGCCAGGCGGUGCGAAUCAUUACGCUUACGAACCCACCCAUCCGGAUGGACGGCGGGUUUUCUCUCAUUGGGCAUCGCUGUAUUAUGAAGAUCAGCAACGUGUAGAUGCGAAGACCUUUCCAGAAGACUACUAUUCUUCAGACUAUUUUGCGACCAAGUUGAUCCAGUUCCUUCAGGAGCAAAAGUCUGGAAGCAAAGCUGACGAUCCCUUCUUUGCCUACUUGGCAUUCACAGCACCUCAUUGGCCACUUCAGGCCCCCCAAGAGGUCAUCAAAAAAUACGACGGUGUAUAUAAUGAUGGACCUGAUAUUCUUCGCGAGAGGCGUCUGCAGAACCAAAUUAAAUUAGGACUGCUUCCAGAGAAUGUCGAGCCACAUCCAGUGGUGGCUGAGAUGAAAGACUGGUCUAGCAUGGAUCCUGAGGAGAAGAAAUGGUCUGCAAAGACAAUGGAGGUCUUCGCUGCCAUGGUUGAGAGGCUGGACUGGAAUGUCGGCCGAGUUCUUGAUCACCUGGAAGCUACCGGAGAACUAGAUAACACUUUUAUCCUGUUCAUGUCUGACAACGGGGCCGAGGGCGCGAUUAUUGAAGCCAUUCCGAUGACGGGCGACGUGAUCAAGACAUCCAUCAACAAGCACUACAACAAUUCGUUAGACAACCUAGGUAACGGCGACUCCUUCAUUUGGUACGGACCUCGUUGGGCACAGGCAUCUACUGCUCCAUCCGCUAUGCAUAAAGGAUAUGUCACUGAAGGUGGAAUCCGCUGCCCGGCUAUUGUCAAUUACCCUUCUCUUACGAAGGACUCUGCUUCUGCCCACUCUUUCCCAAGCAAAGGAGCUAUUUCGCCAGCCUUCACGACGGUAAUGGAUAUUCUCCCUACAAUUCUUUCUCUGGCCUCCGUUCCUCUUCCUAAGGAUACUUUCCGCUCCCGCGAAGUCGUCCCCGUAACGGGAAAAUCUUGGAUUCCCCAUCUUUUCUCCCCUGGAUUCUCAGUACCUGUCCACGACGAGUCUACAGUUAUCGGAUGGGAGCUUUUCUUCCACCAAGCGAUCCGUAAGGGACGAUACAAAGCAAUCUUUACACCGGCGCCUAAAGGACCAGAGAAAUGGCAACUGUUUGACCUUGAGACGGACAUGGGAGAGAUCCAUGAUCUGGCAGAUGAGAAACCUGAAAUCCUUGAAGAAUUGGUGCGUUACUGGAUAGCGUACGUUUCGGAGUUUGGUGUGUUCUUGUAA